UAUCCUUCGUCUGAAAUAUGAGAGAAAGAACUGAUCUAUCUCCUACUUAACUCGAAGUGGAUAUUUCUUAAUAAUCGUGAAUAAUGCACUAAACAAAACAACUAUUUAUGUAAGUAUCUACAGACGAUUGGUAUUCAAUCAUUCUCAAAAUAAAUUUUGGACUGGGUUACUUACCUUAUCUGACGGAAGCGAAUAGAGAGAAUUUAGUUUAAACUGAAAUGAAGUUCAGUCAGGGUCACCAAGCUUAAAUAUAAUCACGCCACAAUUUAUUGAGAGUACGAACUCAACAAAUACCUAGUGGAUAUCGAUAUGAAGCCAGGAAAGAAAUGGGAAUGUUCAAAGUGCCCUAAAAUAUUUAAACAUAAGCAAGAUUUGACGAGACACAUUGUCACGCACGAUCCCGAUGCCAAGGUCAAAUGCGAGAUUUGCGGUAUAAUUUCCCGAAGCAUAGCACGCCACAUGCGGAGUGUUCACAGCAACCGGAGAGACCAAGUUGUGACACGUGUCACCGAGUCUUUUUCGAUCUUCCCACUUUACGGAAACAUAUUAACACCGUCCACAAUCCGAAGGACCGACCUCAUUUCGCAUGUACGUUUCCCGGCUGUGAGAAAACUUACCAAAGAAGUGGUCAUCUUAGGGCGCAUGUAAAUUCUGAACACACCCAAAAUCCGGUCCGAUAUCCGUGCACACUUUGUGGAAAGGAAUUUAAAAACAGUCCUCACCUCAAGCGUCACAUUGCCACGCACACGACGGAGAAACCACACAAUUGUGCCACGUGUGGGAGGAGUUUCGCCGAGAUGGAAACUAUGAAAAGUCACGAGACGCAUGUAGAAAAAUCUACCCGAGACGUGUUAAAGUGGCACGUCUGUUCUCAGACCUUCAUAAGUAGACGCAGUCUACGAGCCCACAUCCGAGUUGUGCAUGAAAAUCGGAAAAAUUAUCCGUGCGAAUUUUGUGGCAAGAGUUUCUCGAGUGCCAAAGAUUUUGAGCGUCACGUGGAGGCGAGACACCCCACGAAUGAAGGGCUGAAGACCCAUUACUGCGAUAAGUGCGAGUACAGGAGUCACUCGAAACACAAUUUGACCAUGCAAGCAAAACGGCACAACGCUGCGAAUCGUGAAUGCUACUUUUGUCGAAAAAAAUUCCUCAAUUUUCAAGAGUUUGUGCAGCACUCUCGCACUCAUACCUUGGAAAAGUAGGAAUUCGGUGUAGGAAUCUGUAUGUAUGGAUUAUCAGGAUUCGUGAUGGUGCGUUAAACUAUGUAAUU
Folsomia candida is the source of this 1267-nucleotide messenger RNA. Its product is annotated as zinc finger protein 77-like. NCBI's taxonomy places the organism in Eukaryota, Metazoa, Arthropoda, Collembola, Entomobryomorpha, Isotomidae. Gene Ontology annotation, biological process: regulation of transcription by RNA polymerase II. The coding region runs from base 417 to 1199 and encodes 260 amino acids. The record is from RefSeq and is a predicted model, not a curated record. Gene Ontology annotation, cellular component: nucleus. Gene Ontology annotation, molecular function: RNA polymerase II transcription regulatory region sequence-specific DNA binding; DNA-binding transcription factor activity, RNA polymerase II-specific. The transcript is spliced from 3 exons.